AAGAAAAGGCGCGUUGUUCUAAACAUGCUUAGAGCAGAUGUGAAUCUUGUAGAUCAGCCUUUAAUGGAUAAAAGCAAGUAACUGUUGAUAUUUUACUGACGACAAUGUCGUACAACGAUCCUGACGACGUGAAGCUUUCAGACGUGGAUUUAGCAGAUUUAGAAACUUUUGACAGUUGCGUUUUCGGAGAACUUCAAGGACCUGAAGAUGACAACAAAAGAGAACUAAUCAAAAAGGGAAUAAUUUAUUAUGGGAAAUUAAUAUCUGGAAGUGAUAAACCGGACCCGGUGAAUUUCUGCAAACUUGGACAUCUCCAUCUACUUUCUGAAGACUAUCACAAAUCUUUGUCAGCAUACAACAAAUACUAUCUGCUUGAAAGAGAAUACUGGAAGGACUAUCCUUUUUUGUUUGGUCUUGGAAUAGUCUAUUACCACUUCAGUGCUUACACUUGGACGGUUAAGUUAUUCCAACAACUGCUGUACAACGAGCCUGGAUUUUGUAAAGUGAACGAGGUUCACUGUAGACUUGGUCUUGUAUUUAAAGUCACUGGUGACCAUCAAUUUGCUGUAAAGCAUUUUAAAAGGGCACUCUCAGACCCAAGGAACUGCAGUAUCAGCAAGCCUGAAAUCCGUUUCCACCUUGGACACUUGUAUGAAAUUCAAGGCAAGUAUAGUGAGGCAAGAUCGGAAUACGAACAGAUUAUAGCUCUCCCAGCAACCCAAGUCAAGCCUUUUGUACAAGCAAACACUUUGAGGCAGUUAGGAUGGAUGCACCAUACUGUUGAAGUGUUUGGCGAUGCAACUACUAGAGCAGAAACUGCACUUCAGUUUCUACAGCGUUCUAUUGAAAUUGACAGGAAUAAUGGUCAAACUUGGUAUUUUCUAGGAAGGUAUUAUUCAAGCAUGGGUAAAGUACACGAUGCAUUUGUUUCUUAUCGGCAAUCUAUUGACAAAUCCGAAGCAAGUGCAGACACUUGGUGUUCAAUUGGUGUUUUAUACCAGGAACAAAACCAGCCAAUGGAUGCACUGCAGGCAUACAUCUGUGCAGUGCAGCUCGACAGAAACCACGAAGCGGCUUGGAGAGACUUGGCUAUUUUGUAUGAAGCGUGCCAGCAACCACGAGAUGCUCUCGUGUGUUAUUUAAAUUCUCAGCAUUGUGCACAUUUCAAAAACCAGCACUCACAGGAUGAGGAGUUAAGUCUUCGAAUCAAGAUCCUUCAGGAUCAAGUUGGCCCUCCUGGUAAUGAACAUCUUAACAAAAGUCGAAUUCUUCCUUGUAUUGAAGAUGCUUGGACGUUACCGAUACCUGCUGAACUAACUCAGCGACAAAGUGCUUUUAAAUGUCCACCUUCCCAACAAAGAAGGCCUCAUUCAAACCACCGAAGAUCUGACCCCACCACCCCACCAGUCAACCCUCCCUCCAACCUGGUUCACCCUCCAAAACCCCCCGCCACCCACACCCCAUCAGUGUCCGCCACAGACCCCAAACAUCUACCUGGUGCCACCGUAACAUCACCCGUCAACAAAUCCCCAGGAGUCGUGCCGCGGCCCGCAGUGAAAAGAAGGAAGGUUGAGGCCUCACCUGAGACAUGGCAGCCACCCAUGUGGUAUCUCACUGCUCAACAAAUCCAAGUACUUCAAAACCUACGUCUCAACCGUUCUAUACUAACUUCGAACCAACUGAUGGAGCUAGAGAGACUUGAACACAACUUUGCUAUCAUGACACAACACCAAACGGCUGUGAAGGAAGAGAUUGAGAAGCAAAGAUUGAUGGCAGUUGCUGUGAGGAAUCAAGCACAAGCACCCAGCUCUGUACCAACAGCUACAGCGGUAAACACCUUGCCUGGGAACAUAGUUACGAGUAUCGUGACCUCUCCUACAGUAAAUGGGAUUAUUCCUAGCCCUACAACAGUGAGCAACUCAGUCACUACUAUCCAUACCAUCCCAAGCAGUAAAGAACAACAGAGAUACCCUAAAAAUGCAAUGGUCAAUGGCACCAUGGAUAGCCACCAGUACAAAGAGAGUGCUAUGGACAAAGGAAAUUUAAAACAAGCGUACACUCAAGCUGUUACAGCUCCCGGUUUCCCAGACACUAAUGGAGUGAAUGGUAUCUUCUCACCGUGCUCUACAUCUAGCUUACCAGUAUAUACUCCCGUACCACAAACCACUACCUCAUUACAUGGACAAAAAGCUGUAGCGACGUCCAAUGGUCCACCUAUACCAAUGGACGAUUCUAGGACAAUAAAACAUCACGGUCACGAUCCAAACUUGCUAUUUAAGCACGGUGACGACCUGGGUGUGAGGUACAAUAGUGUCAUGGACACACCGCAGGACACGCCAUCUAGUGACAGUGGUCUCUCCGUGCAUACCUCCACUAACCCGCACCAACUGCAAACUAAACUCGCGAACCAUGUUCAGCAAAUAGGUGUAACGAACGGAGGUAUUGUUAGCAUUAAACCCUCACCACCAUUGUCACAUACAUCGCGCAACUCAGGUGGGGACAGUGUCCUAUCUCCACCUUCCAUGUCAUUGUCAGGGGAACACAGACAAUCACCGGUAAAAUCAGAACAAACUGACCAGAAGGAUAUAUUAUCUGAAGACAAGUGCCUGAAACAAGCCUAUGAGCUUUCAGUAAUACCAGGCCGGCCUUUACCACCUCUGUUACAACCAAUUGGAAUACCAGACACAGUACCAGCCAGAGAUGUAAUUCAGACCUGCAGGAAACUAACUUGUAAUGGAUCUUCACCUAAACAUCUGCAUCUAGAAAAGUGUCCUCCUCCCUCUAAACCUCCACUGAGGAAACACGUGAUUUCAAAAGAGGAUCUUAGUCCUCCUGCUCCAACAAUAUAUCUUGAGUCAAAGAAAGAAGCCAUGUCGCGAGCAUUAGCCGACUUUUGCACGAAUCCUCAAAAUCCAGUCACUGUGAUCCGUGGUCUAGCAGCUGCGUUAAAACUUGACCUCGGUCUCUUUUCAACCAAAACAUUGGUGGAAAGUAAUCCACAGUGCACGGUGGAGGUUCGAACUCAGGCCCAGCAACCUUCAGAGGAAAAUUGGGACACCACCGGAACAAACAAAGUUUGGUUGUGUGAAAGCAGUCGUUCUUACAGCAGCAUAGCCAAGUAUGCUCAGUAUCAGGCCAUGACAUUCCAGGAAUCCCUAAAGGAAGAAGAAAUGAAGCGUCAAAGUCAGACUGGGGAUAAAUCCCAUCGUGGGUCAAGUGAUUCACCCAGUGACCCAGGUGCUAGCAAAUCUAGCUCAAAACGGAAAACGUUUAAAACCAUCAAAUUUGGGACGAACAUUGACCUUUCUAAUGAAAAGAAAUGGAGACUUCAGCUUCAGGAAUUGUCGAAGUUACCGUGGCUGUUUCGGCUUGUAUCUGCUGGCAACAUGUUGAGCCACGUUGGCCACAAUAUUCUUGGAAUGAACACCAUCCAGUUGUACAUGAAGGUACCGGGUUCGCGCACACCUGGUCACCAGGAGAACAACAACUACUCUGCUAUUAACAUCAACAUUGGACCUGGUGAUUGUGAAUGGUUUGCUGUGCCAGAGGAAUACUGGGGAGAGAUUCAUACUCUUUGCCAAAAACACAACAUCAACUACUUGUCGGGAUCAUGGUGGCCGGUGUUAGAAGAUCUCUACCAUGCAAACAUACCAGUAUAUAGGUUUAUACAGAAGCCUGGUGACUUGGUGUGGCUUAACGCUGGGACAGUACAUUGGGUGCAAGCUGUGGGCUGGUGCAACAACAUCGCAUGGAACGUAGGUCUUGUGUCUGCCCAUCAGUACCAGAUGACCGUGGAAAGAUACGAAUGGAAUAAGUUGUCCGGAUAUAAAUCUAUUGUUCCAAUUAUCCAACUAACAUGGAAUAUGGCGAAACAUGUUCGGAUUACUGAUCCAAAGUUAUUUCAUAUGAUGAGAACAUGCAUGAUGAGGACAUUAUGGCAGAGCCAGCAGAUGCUUGAUAACUUAAAGAAGAACAACAUAGAUGUGAUAUGGCAUGGCAAGAAUGAAGAGGAACAUUCGCAUUACUGUGAAACAUGCGAGGUUGAAUUAUUCAAUUUAUUAUUCGUUCGUCGCUCUGAGAACAAUCUUCAAAAUCAACAUCUGGUGCAUUGCCUUAACUGUGCAAGGAAUCUUAACACAGACUUGGAAAACUUUGUUGUUCUCAACCAGUUUCACACCGAUGAGCUCAUGAGAGUAUAUGACAGCUUCACCCUUGCGAAGCGGUCAAAAACCUGACGUCACGUGAUCUAACGCCUUUCGAGCGAUCGACGCAUGCAGUCACGUGACCGUGAGAAGCUCUUCCGCACCUCGCACGUCGGUCAGCUCUCUAUGCAACAGCAAGUGCCCAGAUAUUGGCCCGAUGCCGCUUGGCGUCCACAAAUACGCGCACCACAUUUGGCCUUUUGGAUGGGAGCGGUACCCCGCACAGCGAACUUGUUUAUUCACCUCUUAUCUACCACCAAGAAAACUUUUCGCUUUAGCUGCGCUUUUAAUUUGGUUUUACACAAACACACCACUUAAAAUUGGCGUUCCCAAGUGUACAUACAUGCGUUUUACUUGGCAUGAUUUUGCUCGGAUAACCAGGAGCUUGCAGCAUAAUUAAAUAAGUCCCACCGUUCAACCAAACGCUUUGCAUGUUACAUUUCGAUACCAAAUCUUUCUUUUCUCACGUCCCUUGGGCAUGAAUUUUAAGUUUUGUGCAAUAGAAUGGCUAGAUUUGUCACAAACGGUGUAAUCUCUGGUACAACAUGUUCACACCACGAGAGAGAGAAAGGAAACUGUACCAUACGAUUUCCGCAUGAGGCGCACUCGAACACCAAAAAACCUAUCGUUAUUUUCACCGUACUUCAUGCCUAUUUGCUCUUGUUUCAGCGCCGACGCAACCGGUAUGUGUCAAUUUAGAUAUUUUUUCUAAGAAAAAACUUGUUUAUUCUACGUUCAUUCAUCUUCGUAAGUUUGUAUGUUUGUUGUUUUUUUAUCGCUCGACUUUCGGUCGGAACGGACAACGCAAUGAAAUCUCACCAAUUUUCCCCUUUUUGUUAUGUUUUCACCGAAAUUAUUCUUAUUCAUGUUUGCGUCCUAUUGUAGACUGCAGACAAGUUUUGCUGGUUCCUGUAACACGUGCGAACACUUAAAAGGAUAUAAAAUAUACGCCGCUAAACUGAG
This is a messenger RNA of Ciona intestinalis (vase tunicate), 5165 nucleotides long. RefSeq names its product histone demethylase UTY. Gene Ontology annotation, cellular component: MLL3/4 complex. NCBI's taxonomy places the organism in Eukaryota, Metazoa, Chordata, Ascidiacea, Phlebobranchia, Cionidae. Gene Ontology annotation, molecular function: RNA polymerase II cis-regulatory region sequence-specific DNA binding; chromatin DNA binding; protein binding. The record is from RefSeq and is a predicted model, not a curated record. Gene Ontology annotation, biological process: regulation of gene expression.